UUCAACAAUUACACAUAUUCGGAAGCUUUUCAGUUUUGAGUCGCAUCCAAAUCACGCAUAAAACACUUAAUUUAGUGCAACCAAAAGCAAAAAAAAAAAAAAGCGAGUGUUAAAUUCACAAAUUUGAUCAUAAUGUCAAGUCGUAGUCUUUCAGUAUUUAAGAGAUCGUUGCUCCGGCGAAAGUGUGAGCUGCCCCAGCAGAAGGUGCCCAAGUCGCAAACUGUCAUUAAGAAGCACAUUAUCCAGCAGCGCCGUGAGCCCAAUCCAGAGUAUCAUCAUGCACCGUCGACCUAUGUGAAGAAUUUUAAGAACUACCAAGAGCAAAUCAAAAAGGAAAACACAAAUUUCGCGCACUGGAAUGCGCGUUAUCGUUGGGCCGAUUUUCGCAGACGCAUGAUAUAUGGUACACAUGAUAUUUAAAUGAUAACGGUAGACUCUGAAGCAAACUUACAUAGUAUAAUACAUUCAAUAUCCUUGAACUAUAAGAGAGAAACAAAAGUCUAAAACGUGUUCACCUACUUAAUUCCUGAAAAAAA
Messenger RNA from Drosophila arizonae, 536 nucleotides. RefSeq lists its product as uncharacterized. Lineage: Eukaryota; Metazoa; Arthropoda; Insecta; Diptera; Drosophilidae. The record is from RefSeq and is a predicted model, not a curated record.